This is a messenger RNA of Grus americana (Whooping crane), 4051 nucleotides long. It is a transcript of the gene CIAPIN1, whose product is annotated as cytokine induced apoptosis inhibitor 1. Gene Ontology annotation, biological process: iron-sulfur cluster assembly. Bases 1965 to 2891 code for a protein of 308 amino acids. The transcript has 9 exons. NCBI's taxonomy places the organism in Eukaryota, Metazoa, Chordata, Aves, Gruiformes, Gruidae. The record is from RefSeq and is a predicted model, not a curated record. Gene Ontology annotation, molecular function: iron-sulfur cluster binding. Gene Ontology annotation, cellular component: cytoplasm.
GGGGCGUCUCUCGCGUUGGCCGAUACUCUCCUUUUUUCCCUUAAAAAGUCUCUCCCGAGGCCUCGUCCGAGGCGGGGUUGGGGAGUUCCCGUGUGACGUUCCGUCACGUAUCUGGCCCCGUGGCGCGGAGGUUUACUCAGCGCCCUCCACGCGAGGGGCACUGCCGAGACCCGCCGGCUGUCGGGCCCACCCUCGCACCGCGUCCCGGCCCGCGGGAACCUGCCGGCUGCGCGCCGCGGGGGACGGAGCGCUGACGAGGGCCUGCUUUAAAGCUUUGACGUGCUGCAUGCAGCUUUUUAACCUAUCGAAGCUGGAAACCUCCAGUAUCGCUUAAAGCCCCUUCCUUACCCUGUUUUGGGCAGCGCUGUUCCUCAAGGACUGUUGAAGGUGUGUGACGUUAAGAUAAGGCCCCUUCCCCGCCCCCAGCCCGGUGUCUGCCCCGGCCCGUGGGCCUCCUCCCUGGCAGGGCACAGCAGCCGGGCCCCGGCCCCGGCCGGCCAGAGUCCUCCUCGGUGCGGUGCAGAAGAGUGCUGGCUCGCCGUCUUCACGAGCCCUGGCCAGCCAAGCCUGCGAGCGGUUGAGCAGGCCAGGUCAUCAUAGGUAUUUAAAAGGAAGAUGGUUGGUACGGCAAGUCUUUCAUUUUAAAUAAAUUCUACUUUCUACUGGAAAAUACAGAGGGAGAAAAAUACCCUUCCCAUCAUCCCAUCAAGAAGUUGACUGUGCAUGCUCUGAUGGUAACUUCUAGCCUUUACACUGACUGAAGGCAGACGUAAUGUUGUGUCUUUGAGGACUACGGUAUCUCCCUACUUUGUUUAGGUUGUAUCUCAAGGGAUUGCUGCAGGCUGGCAUUGCUGUUGAUGUAGUUUGGGCUCUGACUGACCUUGAAAGGUCUGAGAGGAAGGUGUGACUUUAGAUUUUUUUUUUUUUCCCCCACGUUAGCCUAACAGUUUAUGUAUCUUUUGAGGUUUUCAGCCUUCUUCCUGCAAAAGGUGACUUUUUAAUGGGAUUAAUAAAUGUGUUUAGUAGUGUUGCUAUCUGUUGUAGUUGCUUAGUUGCAUUGCAUGUUCAUUCAAGGCCAGCUGUGAGGCGCUGUAACCUGUAGCGUACAUCCAACCUGUUUGGCAGCGUGGGCUGUGUUAGCGCUAAUUCCUACCAGAGUAGCUCAGAGAAGGCACGGAGUUGUCCCGUUCUGAACUUGUUUGCAGUUCCCAGGAGAGAGAGGUCCACGGAACAUAGAGCCAGAGGAACAGCAGGCCAAAAUCCAUUCCCCCCCCCAACUGUAGGCCACUGAGUUAAAUUUGGUACAGCGUAUCCGUAAGCUAUGUUUUCGUGACAACAUGGUGGCAAUAAGACAUCGCCCAGGAUGCGUCAAGUAAUGAUUUCUGGUAAAGACCUUGCUUACAACAGGCUUUCCCGAAGCAAUUGUGUGGCUUGCAGCUAAUUGAAGAUACACCGAUGCUCUGUUCUUUGGGGUUGUAUUAAACUAGAGAGAAAAUAGGUUUGCAUUGGAUGAGUAGAGUGAAAGAGGCUGGGUAAUCCGGUUCAGUAGCAGUGCUGCUGACUCCCGGUGAUGGUGUGGUACUAUUGUGACACUUCUAUAGCGCAGAUUUUCUUCGGACUCUGUCAAGAAUUCAAUCUUUUAUAAAAUAUUAGUGCAGACAGGUUUCUCAAGACCGUCACUUCACUGCACAUGCAGUUACCCUCCCCGCUCCGUGUAACUGCUCACCCAGCGCCACCAAUGACAAGAGUUGAAAGAGCCUCAAUCUGGAAUGCUGGGAAUGCCGAAAGUUACUUCUUUUUUUCCUUCUCAUGUGCUGCGGAAGCAAACUCUGCUAGGUCAUGUCCUGAAUAGGAGAGACAAGGCAGUGUUUAGUGUCAAAUAGUUGUCACUAGCCUGGAAAUCCAGAAAUCCUGUGUAUGUCUCUAUUCAAAUCUUUAAGGAAAGCAGGUUUGCUGCUGCAGAAAUGGGGGAGUAUGGAGUCACACCAGGCCAGCGCGUGGCCAUCAUCUGGGAUAGCUCCUCGCCAGUUGAAGCCCUGAAGGAUUUGGUGGAUAAAAUUCAGGCGCUGGUGGGAGCUGAUAAUCGUGUCUCUGUGGAAAACGUUAACCAGCUGUCUCAAUCGGCUCACAGGGAGUCCAGUUUUGAUGUAAUUCUCUCUGGCAUGGUACCAGGCAGUACUGCACAGCACAGCAUGGAGGUACUGGCAGAAAUAGCUCGCAUACUUAAGCCGGGGGGCCGUGUCCUCCUGAAAGAACCAGUGGUUACAGAAUCAGGAAACAACAGCAGAAUCAAGACAGCAGCCAAACUCCCUACAUCUCUGACUCUCUCUGGGUUGGUGGAAGUGAAGGAGCUGCAAAAGGAAGCGUUGACCCCAGAGGAGGCCCAGUCGGUCCGAGAGCAUUUAGGUUACCAAGGCAAUGACCUUCUCAUUGUUCAAAUAGAAGGCAGGAAACCCAAUUUUGAAGUGGGAUCCUCAAGUCAGCUCAAACUUGCCUUUGCCAAGAAACCUGGUCCUUCAGGAAAGCCCUCUGUGGACCCAGCCGCUGCCAAGCUGUGGACACUCUCUGCCAAUGACAUGAACGAUGAAGAGAUGGAUCUUCUGGACUCUGAUGAGCUGUUGGAUUCAGAGGAUUUGAAAAAGCCAGAUCCAUCGUCCCUCAGAGCCCCAUCCUGCAAAGAAAUGGGCAAAAAGAAAGCCUGCAAGAACUGCACAUGUGGCCUGGCUGAAGAGCUGGAACAGGAGAAGAAGAGCUCACAGCCCAAAUCUGCCUGUGGAAAUUGCUACCUGGGAGAUGCGUUCCGCUGUGCCAGCUGCCCUUACCUGGGGAUGCCUGCCUUCAAGCCUGGGGAGAAGAUUCUCCUGAAAGAGAACCAGCUGCAUGAUGCCUAACAAAGACAUCUCUGGAUGUCCCACAAAGGACUCCUCUGCUUUUCCAUCAGUCUGAGGUUCUUCCUGCAGCCCUCCUCAUCCUCUCAAACUCAUGCUCUCCGGCCAAUACCCCUUGUGGGGAGGGACACUGGGCACUGACAGUGCUGUGAGCUCAUCACUUAUAAUCAACCUGGGGCUACCUGAUAAUCUUUGGUGACAAGUGGUCUCGUACGUGUUAGACUUCAUGUUUUAGCUGGCUUGGCGUGAUACUGGGACGCUGGCCGUCACAGCAUGUCCCACCAGCAGAGGGAAGUAGAAUCAAGUGUCAGGUUGACCUCAUGCUGACGGCAGGGCCGGUACUUCCCCAUGCCCAUGGUACAGCUCUAAUUUGCCCUGAUUUUCCCUGAUGAAUCAGCUCAGCUCUCAGGUGGCACUAGCCUCCUGCUCUCUGAAACUGGAACCUGCCAGUUCCUUACCACGUGAAGGUGGCUUAGCAACUCCCGUUGCAAGUCAGGAGCAGUGAGUACACUUAGCAGUAUGUACUCUUAGCAGCGCACCUGAAUGCCUUGAUGAAGUCUAGCAGGCAUGAUGAAUUUCUGAGUGUUUCAGGAGCCCAGCCCAUGAUAUCCCCUGCCCCUGCCUAUUUUCAUCAAAAUGACAAAGAUUCAGUCCCACUGAGCAAACUCCUGCCCUUAAGGCAGGCAGCAGAUUAAACAAGAUCUGAGUUGUCCUCCCACACCUUUCUGUCCAACGUGAGCUGGUAACACAAGAGCAAUCUGAGACUGUCACCUCUCGGUGGUUACCAAGUGAGCUACCUGCAGCGUCCAAUAAGUAAGAAGAUAGCAAUAAAUUAAUUUCUAGAUGAUCUGUGGUCACCAUCUGCUCCCGCUCCAUGAGAUACUGACUAUUUAUUUAUUUGCAUAAUUUCUGCUAGUGAAGCAUCUGUGCAGGUGCAGGAUAAGGGAGCUGUUCGCAUUCUGUGCCAGGCUGGCUUCUCACCCAGGGAGGGAGAGGAGGAAAACCCAAAGCCAGUGUCUCAACAGGGAUUGCUUUGUUGGGAGCUCUUGCUCUGCGGGAUGUGAGUGCUUGUUGUUGUGCUACCUGAGUUACGCUCUAAACUUUCGGAGGGAGCUGGGAUGAAAGGCUGUUCUGUUCUUGAAAUAAAAGUGACUGAUAGUAAA